AUGAGCUCCCUCAAGAUUCCCAUCGAUGCGAUCACCUCGCGCUUUGGUGAUCGCUUCAACAGCGUUCGCUCCCAGUCCAUUGGCACUCGCUUUGCCAACCUGCGACCGGUUUCCGAGUUCCUCGAUCUCAAGCGUCUCUCCAAGCCGGCCAAUUUCGGCGAGGUCCAGGGUCGCGUGAACUACAACCUGUCCUACUUCUCGAGUAACUAUGCCGUGGUCUUUGUCAUGUUGAGCAUCUACAGCUUGCUCACCAACCCCGUCUUGCUCUUCGUCAUCAUUCUGGUCACCGGUGGUCUGUACGGCAUCGGGAAGCUGGAAGGGCGCGACCUGGAGUUGGGCAUCGCUCGCUUCAACACCUCUCAGCUCUACACCGGCCUGUUGAUCGUUGCGGUCCCUCUGGGCAUCUGGGCCUCCCCGAUCUCGACCGUCCUCUGGCUGAUCGGCGCCACGGGAGGCGGUCUAGGUGGUCGGCCGCGAGCUCCUUACGGUACGCCCCGAUGGGGAAGACCACCGGGGGCACAACUGGGGAGGCAAACGAGGAGACGGGCAGCCCCGUGGCUGGAUGAUGACGCACGAAUUGAGGAGAUUGACAGCGAGGACGAAUAUAAUCUACGCAAUGGCCGAGCUGGGUAUGCGAGGGAUUUGGUCGGGGGUUCGGGGUUACGGAGACGCAUAGAUUAUAACGAGUAUGGGGACGAGCAGGAGUCGAUGGACGGGGCGGACUAUGACUUGUACGACGACGCAGACAGCACGGUGGCAUACGCGGUGCACUUGGCCAUGAAGGACAAGGAGGAUUGGCUGGUGGACAAAGCUCUGGAGAGAAUUCGCCGCGCGCAGGUCAUGGGACAGAAGAACGUUCGCUUGUCCAAGUCCGAGGUGGAAGCGCUCGAACGCAAACGGAUGCAGACUGGCGCCAGAACUUUCGACCGCACGAGGGCUGAAGCACGGACCCCGGACGGCGGCGGCGCUGGUCGAGCAGGGAUGCGGCGAGCUCCCUUCAGCGCGGUGCCAACUGCACCGUAUGGUGGUGCCCUCGACGACGGCGAUGUCUUCGACGCUCGGCCCAGGAGCUCGGGCUCCCCGACGUCGCAACGGCCUCGCUCUAUGCGAUCUCCCCAGCCCAUCGCAUCGCCCAUGACUCCGCUUGACUCCCCUCACAGGCCCGACCGUCAGUCCGCCGCCAUCCCGCACAUUCGCUCGCAGGCGUCGUCCCCGCUAAAGAGCCCGGCAUUCGCACGUCCUCUCCCCGACGAUCCGCACUGGGUUCCUCCCUAUCAGAUACCGUACCCGAGGGAGCCACCUCCGUAUCCCCUUCACAGCCCGCUGGAGCCCCGACCAGGAGGCUCCUCGAAUCGCACAGGACUAUCACCAUACGUGUCAAGUUAUGGGGACCGCCCGUCAAGCAGCGCGCGAAACUCGUUUACCCCGUGGUAUAGCCCGGCCAAACCUGCGGCCGAAGUCCCCCAGCAUGAAGAGGACGGCGAGGAGAGCGAUUCGGAUGCAGACGAGUUACAUAUUGUGGAUGUGGUGGAGAGAAAGGUCCCGACAAGUCCUUCCAGCCGCGCAGCGACGGGCAAAGGAAGCCGUCAGCGCCGCAGUCGUCCUUGA
This is a messenger RNA of Aspergillus affinis, 1608 nucleotides long. RefSeq names its product putative COPII vesicles protein Yip3. The transcript is spliced from 2 exons. NCBI's taxonomy places the organism in Eukaryota, Fungi, Ascomycota, Eurotiomycetes, Eurotiales, Aspergillaceae. The record is from RefSeq and is a predicted model, not a curated record. The coding region runs from base 1 to 1608 and encodes 535 amino acids. Gene Ontology annotation, cellular component: Golgi apparatus.